UCCGAUUACCCUUAUACUGCUGUGUCUUGUUUUAUUCGGUGACUAACGUGACCACCCUACCGGAGAAUCUACACAUUUAACUGCUGAAAAGUGCGUUUCUUUGAGCGUGCAUGCUGAAGUACAUAUUUGGACCAGUUUUGUAUCAAGUUGUUCCCUGGAGGACGUCUUCGUUAGCGCAAGUGUAACAGACUUGAUUGGAGAUGCCGAUUCUGAGGGCUGAAUCGUGAUUUCGUUCGGAUUGUUGUGUGGCGAUCGCAAGGACACACUUUCUCACCCCAAAUCUGUUCAGCAGAUUAUAAUCGGUAAUGCAACACGUAACCGAAUUAUCUGAAGCUGUUUGUUUUGUACGUCGUCGACUCGUGAAGUGGAUUAAGCAGAUCUGACUUGCUCGACAGUCAUUGUUUAGCUUUUUUCUGAAUAGUCACGUUUACUAUGUGGCAUUGCGAGUUACUUUUAUGUACUGCCGAAUGUGGAAUUUGUAGUGUCGUUCCGUGAAGUGUGCAGAACUAUCAACCGCCAGAGCUCCCGUUAUGCUUGCAAGCAGAUGGGAUUGGCCCAACCCUAAAGCAUACGCGUUGCAGCCCUUGUGAAUUGAAGCAUCAUUGCUUGGAAAUGACUGCCUCAGAAAAUCAAGGGCUGUUGCCGGACUAUUUGUACAGGAGCCGAGGAGCAUUAUCUGCAUUGGUUGGAAUUGCUGGAGUGAGCACCUCAUCACCAUGUGGGAGUAGAAGACGGAGUACUUUGGGGUUGGCUCAAGUCCAUGACGAUGUUUUCAGGCAGUUCAGAAGUGGAACCUGCUUCGACGAGAGGGUGGGUAGCACAGGUAGAAGCACUGGACGGGAUGGAUUGGGCAAGUUCAUGAUCCCUGGAAUCAGCGAAACGCGUCAAAUUCCCUUGCAUACGGGAGAAUUUUAUGCCUAUUGCGCAUUUGGGGGCGUUUUGAGUUGUGGUAUUACGCAUACCGGAGUCACACCUCUAGAUAUCGUGAAAUGCAAUAUGCAGAUUGAUCCAGGAAAAUACGAGUUUAUUGGCUCAGGAUUUAAAUUGAUAAUGGCGGAUCAAGGUCUGAAGGGGUUGUACAAGGGUUGGGGCCCUACAUUGAUUGGUUACAGUCUACAAGGAGCAUGCAAGUUUGGCUUGUACGAGUACUUCAAGCAUAUGUACGCCGAAAUGGCAGGAGAGCCCUUCGCUACAGACCACAAGUCCUUAGUGUUUUUGGCUGGAUCUGCAUCUGCCGAGUUUGUAGCGGAUAUUGCACUGUGCCCUUUCGAAGCCAUUAAAGUCCGAGUUCAAACUCAGCCAGGAUAUGCGAAAGGACUCACGGACGGCAUGUCCAAGUUUCUUGCAACAGAAGGUUUCACAGGAUUAUAUGCUGGAAUCGUGCCCUUGUGGGGGCGUCAAAUUCCAUAUACAAUGAUGAAAUUCACAAGUUUUGAGGCCACAGUGGAUGCCUUGUAUGCUCAUGUGGUGCCUGUGCCCAAAAAAGAGUGCUCGAAAGGUUAUCAACUGGGAGUCAGUUUUGCGGCCGGUUACAUUGCGGGAGUGCUUUGCGCCGUUGUGUCUCACCCUGCUGACAAUUUAGUGUCUUAUUUGAAUUGCAAAAAGGGCGCAAGUAUUCGACAGGCCAUAAGCGAUAUUGGAAUGUUCAAUUUGUUUACACGAGGCUUACCACUACGAAUCUUCAUGAUUGGCACUCUCACUGGAGCACAAUGGGGCCUUUAUGAUUCGUUCAAGGUUUAUGUAGGAUUACCAACAGCAGGUGGAGCUACUCCAGCUCAUGGUGAUAAAGGUGGUGGGGGCUAAUAACCGUUUUGAUUCUUGGAACCUUUUAUUUCCAAAUGUAAGUGUUUGCAAGAGAUGAGAUUUAGAUGAGUAGAACUAGCAGAUGAAUUAUCCUUAUCUUUUGCUAAAGAAAUGCUUCCACUUUUGAAACUAAAAACAAUUUGUGGGGUUUACGGAUAAACACGAUGGCGAUCAGUUGUCUGAGCUUAUUGUUACUGAGCAUUGAUGCAACAUUCACAUUUAGCAACAGUAAAUUCAAGCCCUAAAUAUGUUUCAUGCUGAUCA
Molecule: messenger RNA, 2067 nt
Organism: Physcomitrium patens
Lineage: Eukaryota; Viridiplantae; Streptophyta; Bryopsida; Funariales; Funariaceae
Source: RefSeq, a predicted model, not a curated record